AUGGCCAAAUCCUCGGGGGAACCCAAAGAACAGUCACGGUGGAAUCCGACGCCUGAGCAGAUGAUGGCGCUUGAAGAGGUUUACAGAAACGGAACAAGGACGCCGACGACCCAGCAGAUCAAAGAGAUUGCAUCUAAGCUCCAAAAGUAUGGGAGGAUCGAGGGAAAGAACGUUUUCUACUGGUUUCAAAACCAUAAGUCAAGGGAUAGGCUGAAACGACGCCGUCACGAUCAACAAGGAUUUGCUAUCAAUAACGUUAACGAAGAAGAACAACUACGUAAGGAACACGUCGUUGUAGCUAAGGGAAACAAGGCUUCAUCAUCAGUCCCGAGAAGGAGAGAUGAUCAUCGAGUUAUUCACACAAGGACUUGUUUAUCUUCUUCUCCCACACAGCCACAGAACAAGAGAAUUUAUGAUGGGAAGAGGGUAGAAUAUGAGAGGGGAUUGGCGGAAGAAAAAGAAGCCACUUGUCAAGAUCAGAUAAACCCAAUCAACACUUCAGACUUUGACUACCAUCUGAUCAUUACUUCUACAAGAAGUCAAGAAACAGAGCACCAGUACAAUCUGAAUGAAGAAGAAGAAGAAGAAACAAGGAAAAGCCGAACGCUAGAUCUCUUCCCGGUUAUAGAAGACCAAGAGAAAACCGGUUUUGGAGAGAAGAACACAAAACCAGAACAGUUGUGCUGCAACUACUAUUAUUAUUACGAGUUCAUGCCUCUGAUGAACUGA
Messenger RNA from Microthlaspi erraticum, 729 nucleotides. Lineage: Eukaryota; Viridiplantae; Streptophyta; Magnoliopsida; Brassicales; Brassicaceae. The record is from the annotation of a GenBank genome assembly.